This is a messenger RNA of Frankliniella occidentalis (western flower thrips), 827 nucleotides long. RefSeq names its product protein JTB (gene JTBR). The coding region runs from base 264 to 737 and encodes 157 amino acids. The record is from RefSeq and is a predicted model, not a curated record. Gene Ontology annotation, cellular component: cytoplasm; spindle; midbody. Lineage: Eukaryota; Metazoa; Arthropoda; Insecta; Thysanoptera; Thripidae. Gene Ontology annotation, biological process: mitotic cytokinesis. The transcript has 4 exons.
GCGGGCGGUGGGUCACGAAGCAUGAAGUAUAAACAUAAACAUAACCAUACGUUGCGUUGAUGUUAUAUUUAUGUCAUCAUCAUCAGUGGGGUGAACAAACGUCGAGAGCGUGUCCAGUGACGUACGAAAUAUUUCACUAUCCUUGACUUAUUGACUACUGUUGCUUGAAAGUUCGAAACAAGGUGGUCGAAGCCGAAAGGAGAUGAGAGACCAAGGAUUGUGGAGCGCAUGACAUCCUCAUCCUCUUCCUGCUUUCUUUGAAGAUGAUCGAGUUCUGCUCCGAAAGGCGUAUGUUUAUAGCCAUUGGCUUAUUAGGAGGAGUUACUUUGCUGGUGCUAAUCUUGGAGGGUCGUUGGACUUGGUCCGCUAAUGCUGCUCGAGUUACCGUUGCCCCUUCAACACUACCUAUUACGGCAACAAACACUUCCUGCUGGCUUCGUGAGGAAUUUGUGGUCCUAGAGGAGUGUCAUCCUUGUUCAGCAUUUGAAGUCACCAGUAAAAGCAUUAAGGAAUGCAUUCCUACUAAAUAUAAAGAAGUUCUUAAGUGUAAGGUAUCUGGACGAGCUGUAAGAAGUUGUCUGAAAGUUGUCUGGCUAGAAGAACGCAACUUUUGGUUAUUUGAAUUAGCCUCAUUCUGUGUGGCAUUUUCAUCAUCUUUGGCAGUCUUUAUCCGUCAACGGCAAUUAGACCGCCGCAUGAUAAAGAGACUUCAAGCACAGCUUUCUAGUUGUGCAUAAAAUUUAGUGGACAAUUGUCACGCACAAUUUGUUAUUUUUUCUGUGUCACUAUUUUUCUUAUUUUAUAAUAAUAUUAAGUCAAUUCCAAAA